AUGGCGAGCUCGCAGUGCUGUGCAAACCCGCCAGUCCUGGACUCGGCCGCCGGGCUGGGCUCCGUCGCGGAAGACUUUGGCGGGCUCCGCUGUUACAUCGUCGGCUCCCCCGACUCCGGCCUCGCCGUCCUCCUCGUCUCCGACGUCUUCGGUGAGCUGCCUCGCCGCCCCUGGAUACGUCCUCGCUCUUGCCUUCUUGUUGUUGUUGCUUACGUUGUUUCGGACGGUCGACUGGGAAGCAGGAGCUGCCUCUGGGCUCCGGGUUCUUCGCUUGGAUCUUUCCUCGUCCCCUGUGUUUUUGCUUGUUCUGGUUUCAUGGAUAUGGAGGCUGGAAGCAGCUGCGCGUGACUGAAUGUCGACUAAUCGCCUAUUGAUCUUUUCAGUGAAAGAAAUCGGAUGAUUCAUAAAGAGGUUUCCAGGGAUUAUGGGUUUCGCUAGUGUUCUCUGUUUUGCACCUCGAUCGUUGAAAUAUUUGGAGAAGGAUGCUAGUUUAUUCCACGAUAAUGAAAAGAAGGCUGCCAUAAGCUGUGGACUCUAGCCUCUUAACGUUUUUUCUUGGAUUUAUUGUGAGAUUCUCAAUGAAAAAAGUCAACGUUCAUUCAUCAAAAAUUUUAUUUUAUUUCAUUCGUGAUCUCCUCGUGGGUAUCUAAAAUCUGCAGUCUAAAUUCUUCUUUUUCAGGUUUUGAGGCUCCAAACUUGAGGUACAUUUGCUCUGCUCUUGGAGGUGUAUUUCCUCUCUUUGCUUUGUCCCGGCGGGGCUAUACCCAUCAGACUUUGGUUGUUACUGGUAGCAUAACUAAGGUUUUAUCAUAUCCAUGAAGAGACUGAAUUACAGCUAUCCAUCUCUCGCCAAACUAUUGUCCAAGUUAUAAAAGCAUACAUUAAUAACAACAUUCCAAAUAUUUUUCUGUAUACACAGCAGCGAUGCCCACUACUUUAGCUGUUUGGAGGUCUUGGGCUCUACUUCUAUUUGCAGGUUGAAUAUGCAUGCAGAGGAUUGAUCCAAAGUUUUUGGUUUACUUGGGAAUCUGCGUGCAAAGCUUUGGUUAUAUUUUCCGAGAUAUGAUGUUAUCUUACUUUUUCCUUCUAUAGAUUAUUUCCCUCUGAUCAUAAGGCUGCUACUCUGAUAUACACUUUUCCAGAUUAAAAAAAAUAGUGAGAGGAAAAUAAGAGUGCAUUUUUUUUUGUGAAAUAGAAUAUCUUGGUUGUGAUAUGUGAAGUACUUUAUCAUGAAGGAGGAAUAUCUCACUUUAAAUGAAUUGAGUCCUUCUUUAUGAGAAGUAUUAUUUGAUCAAUAUUAGGCUGACCAAUCGCAUCUUUGUGAUAUGCGUUGACGUGUGGUUCAUUUUUCCAUGAAGGAAAAUUGCUGACAAGGUUGCUGCUGCUGGCUUCUUUGUGGUGGCUCCUGAUUUCUUCUAUGGUGAACCAUUUGUGUCAGAGAAUGCUGAGAAACCAUUUCCAGUUUGGAUAAAAUCACAUCCAACGGUUGGUUUCCUUCCUUUUUUUUUUUUUUUUGAAAGAAUAAAAUAAUUUACUCAUUGCUCUCAGAUUUCGUGUCCAUUCUCGAAAAUCCGGCCUUGUUUCUCCGCCAUGUUGCAAUCUUGUUUCUUCUCCAACAGAUGCAUUGCAUGUUAGAACCACAAAAAAAUACUGUUCUAUAUUUGACAUAUAUUUUCUACACGAAACACGGUUGUGCACAGUUCAUUAACGUUUUGUAAGUGACUUCCAAAUAUUCGUUGAGAACUUUGUUUCCUGAAAGCGUUAUAAAAUCAUUGGAGUUUAUAAGAUUUCAUUGCCGGAAUCACUUGAAAAGUUAUGGCUUGUCGGAUAUGGAAUUCAUUGAUGGAAAUUGAGUGAUAUGAUGCUGUACCACCAUGACAUUGUCAUCUCUUGGGUUUUAAGAAUUUCUAACCAAAUAUUUAAAUGCUAGAUAUCUAAAUUGCAUAGAUUAUCCGUUUCAAAAAGUCUUUGCUCUUGAUGGCUUUCGAAUUCUUAGUAUUAUUAAUUCAUGAUUGGCAUUCCUCUGCUUUGUUAUUUUCUUUUUAUUUAAUGCUACUGGUAAUAUCUUUCAUCGUAUUUUCAGGAAAAGGGGCAUGAAAAUGCGAAGAAUGUAGUCACAGCUCUGAAACUUAGGGGUCUGUCUUCUGUUGGGGCUGCUGGCUUUUGCUGGGGCGGUGAGCCACUUCUUCUUCUGUACGCACACACACACACACACACAUAUAUGGAUUUAUAUAGAGAUUAUCUUUUUCAUACAUGCAAUAGUUGGUGUAAGAAAAUAAAGUGUUGAUAUGUCCCUGGAUUGACAGAUAAAACUCAAUGGUUCCAUGUAGCUGAAAGCUAUUUCAUUACGGUUCAUGAUUUGUUCAGAUUGCAAAAAUAUGCUAAUUUUUCAGCUGUCAGCAAAACAGCCGCUGUUAAAUUUUCUUUUUAUGGAAAUUAUCCGCAGUGGAGUUUUUUGAGAGAUAAAUACCAGAAAAAUGUUUUGGAUUCAGCUGUCAGAAAACCAGGCGCUCUGAAAAUUAAAUACAGAAUAUUAAUUAUCUCUAUGUUUUUUUCAUGCUGCUAUCAGGUAAGGUAGUCACAGAGCUUGCAAAAUCUGGAGACAUCCAAACUGGUGUGCUGUUACAUCCUUCCUUUGUCAAGCUUGAUGAUAUAAAAGGUAAACUAAUCUGCUUAAUCCAUCAUCUACUGCUUCAGGUUCAUGGAUUAGGCUAACUCUUUGACCUUCUUUUUAUGGAAACUCAGAGGUGAAGUCCCAUCUUGCCAUACUCGCAGCAGAAACUGACCAUAUGUCUCCGUCUGCACUAAUAAAACAAUUCGAGGAGGUUUUAUCUGCAAAUAACCAGGUGCUCCAGCUGCUUCUGACUAAUCCAUUAUUUUAUUCUAUUUAUUUUAUUUAAAGCUGUUAUAAAUAUUUGCUUAAUUCAUGUGAAUUAAAAUGUCUCAUUAUGCCAUAAAAAAUAUGUUAUAUGAUAUAUUUAUAUAUUUAUGUGGAUUUUUGCCAGUUGGAGAGCUUCGUGAAGAUAUUCCCUGGGGUGGCUCACGGAUGGACGGUGAGGUUCGACGAGCGCGAUGAGUAUGCGGUGAAGAAGGCAGAGGAAGCCCACCAAGACCUGCUUGACUGGUUCAACAAGUUUCUCAAGGCGUGA
This is a messenger RNA of Spirodela intermedia, 3149 nucleotides long. NCBI's taxonomy places the organism in Eukaryota, Viridiplantae, Streptophyta, Magnoliopsida, Alismatales, Araceae. The record is from the annotation of a GenBank genome assembly.